Molecule: messenger RNA, 1188 nt
Organism: Penicillium maclennaniae
Lineage: Eukaryota; Fungi; Ascomycota; Eurotiomycetes; Eurotiales; Aspergillaceae
Product: phosphopantothenate--cysteine ligase CAB2
Exons: 1
Coding region: 1-1188 (395 amino acids)
Biological process (GO): coenzyme A biosynthetic process
Cellular component (GO): nucleus; cytoplasm
Molecular function (GO): phosphopantothenate--cysteine ligase activity
Source: RefSeq, a predicted model, not a curated record
AUGAGCCCCUCACUCGGCGACAUGGAACCCGCCGAGGCGGAGUCUGUGUAUUUCAGUGAGUACCCGCCGCCAAAGGCACUCCCCAGGCACGAGGCUUUGGCCCGCGCAUUCAUCGACCUUCAUGUCGAAGAAAACCGCCGCGUGGUACUCGUUACCUCCGGUGGAACGACAGUGCCUCUAGAGGCGCAAACAGUUCGCUUCAUCGACAACUUCUCCGCUGGUACUCGCGGAGCCACCUCCGCAGAGUACUUCCUGGAACAGGGGUACGCGGUUCUCUUCUUGCACCGGCAGUAUAGUCUCCUGCCGUAUUCGCGGCACUAUAGCCACUCGACCAACUGUUUCUUGGAUUUCAUGGAUGAAGCGCCGCCCUCGAAUGGCUCAAUGGAUGGCUCGAUCAUCGUGCGCAAUGAGUACCAGAAUCAGAUGCGCGAUGUCUUGCGCAAAUACCGCUAUGCCAAGCAGAAUAACCGUCUGCUUCUUUUGCCUUUCACCACAGUGGCGGAGUACAUGUUCGAACUACGCGCUAUGGCGAAGCUGAUGCGGCCUCUGGGCUAUAAUGCGCUUUUCUACCUCGCGGCUGCCGUGAGUGACUUCUUCAUCCCGCGCAGCCGGAUGGCAGAACAUAAGAUUCAAUCUUCGGAGAUCCCAGCCAAUUUCCGGGAUCAUGCAGUCGCCGGUGAGGAGAUUUACACCGGCGAGAACGAGAACGAGCCUGCAAAGAAUAGCAAGAUGCUGGUUGUCCACCUUGACCCGGUACCGAAAUUCCUGCACAGACUUGUGGACGGCUGGGCCCCUGAUGGGAGUAUGGUUGUCUCAUUUAAACUGGAAACCGACCCUGCGCUGCUGGUCUACAAGGCCCGCACUGCUUUGCAGCGCUACGCACACCAUCUUGUCAUUGGAAACAUGCUCUCGACCCGCAAAUGGGAGGUCGUAUUUAUUACGCCAGAUCCGCCGUACGAGCGAUGGAUCCGAGUACCAAAGUCUCGGCGCAGCAAGAGUAUCUCCGGCGCGGAGGAUCAAGUUGGGCUCGCCGAGAUCAAGAAAGGAGAGGCACGCAAAGUCAAUGAGACGGAUCAGCCUCCUGCGGUGGGCAUCGAGGAAGGCGUUGAGAUUGAGAGCCUGAUCAUUCCGGAAUUGGUGAAGUUGCACGAUGCGAGGAUCGCGGAGAAGAAGGCAGCGGCGCAAUGA